AUGUACUAUCAAAAUAAUAAUGUUGAAGAUUAUGAACAAUCAUUAAAUCAAGCACGUAUAUCACUUCUUAAUUCAACAUUUGAUCAAUUUUGGAUUCAAUCAGAAAAAUCUUCAAUAAUUAAAAAUCAAAAUUCAAUAACAAAAUUACAAUCAUCAUGGUAUAAUGAUAUAAAACAACAAUAUAGUAUUAUUUUUCUUAUAUUUAUUAUUAUUUUACUUCUAUUAUUUUCUCUUCCUUUUAUUAUACGUAUACAAUAUCAUGCAAAUCGUUAUCUUCAUCAAUGUUCAUCACUUGCAUGUAUAUCAACAUCACAUCGUAUUAUAGAAAAUUUAAAUAUGAAACAAAAUCCAUGUAAAAAUUUUUAUUCAUAUGCAUGUGAUGGAUGGAUAAAUAAUCAUUUUUUAACACCAAGUGAAACAUCAAUAAGUUAUUUUAAAGAAAUUUAUAAGAAUAAUUUAAUUAUUUUAUAUAAAAUUUUAAAAGAUAAUUCUUCAAAUACAAAUUCAAUAACAAGAAAAAAAUUGAAAAAUUUUUUUAAUACAUGUAUGAAUACAACAAAUAAUGAAAAACUUACAAGAAUAACUGUUAGAAAUAUUCUUCAACGUGUUGGAAAAUCAAUAUUAUUAUUUAAAUAUUGGUCAAUAAAAAAUUUUAAUUUAGUUACAAGUCUUAUUUAUACACAUGAACAUAAAAUUAAUCCAUUUUUUCGUAUAAGUAUUAUAAUUGAUGAUAAAAAUAAUAAUUAUUAUUGUAUUUAUUUUGAACAAUCAGGUUUAUCAUUUAAUGAAAAAUUUCGUUAUAAUGAUAAAAAUAUACGUUAUUUAUUUAAUAAUUUUGGUACUAAAUUAAUAAAAUAUCUUCAUUCAUUUUUAUCUGAAUAUAAAAUAUCAAAACAAAUUGAUGAAAUAUUUCUAUUUGAAAAACGUUUAUCAUAUAUAUUUGAAAUAAAAAAUUUUCAUAAUCCAUUACAAUUCUAUCAUAUACAAACAUAUGAACAAAUUCAACAAUGGUUUUCAUCAUGGUUUGAUAUUGAAAAUUAUUUAGAAAGAAUUUUUCAUAAAGAUAAAUCAUUUUUUUAUAAUCAAACAUUUCUUAUAACAACACCAGAUUAUUUUGAAAAAUUAAAACAAUUAAUAGAAAUAACACCAAAAUAUAUUUUAGCUAAUUAUAUAACAUUUCAAGUUAUUCAAGAAUUAUUACCUUAUAUGUCCGAAAGUUUUAAUCAAUUUAAAAGACCUUUAAUAGCAUAUUUAAAAGGUAUUAUAGAAGAAAAACAAUUAUGGGAAAUUUGUGUUAAAAGAACAGAUGAUGCAUUUGGAUUUGCUACAGGUGCUCUAUUUAUUUCAAAAGUAUUUGAUGAAAAAAAUCAAGAAAAAAUAAAACAUAUUGUUGAAGAAAUUCGUUUAACAUUUAUUGAAACAUUACCAUAUAUUAAAUGGAUGGAUUUAAAAACACGUCAACAAGCACAAAUCAAAGCACAAAUGAUUAUUGAUAGACUUGGAUAUCCUAAAUGGUUUGAAGAUGAAAGAAAUAUUGAUCGAUAUUAUCAAGAUUUAAAUCUAUCAUCGACUAAUAAUCCUAUUAUUAAUGUAAUGUUAGUACGAAAAUUUCAAAAAAACCAAAAUUUCAAAAAACUUGGUCAACGACCCGAUAUUGAAGAAUGGACAAUGACACCUAUUGAUGUCAAUGCAUAUUAUGCACCAUGGAAAAAUAUGAUUGUAUUUCCAGCUGGCAUUUUACAAACACCAUUUUUCGAUGCUAAUAUUCCUAUUUCACUUAAUUUUGGAUCAAUUGCAUCGAUCAUUGGUCGUAAUGGUCGGUAUUUUGAUGGUUACGGAAAUCUAAACAAUUGGUGGCAAAAAGGAUCAGCUCAAAAUUUUGAUGAACGUGCUCAAUGUUUUAUUGAUCAAUAUACUCAAUAUCGUGUUGGUAAUAAACAUAUCAAUGGAUUAUUAACACUCGAUGAAAAUAUUGCUGAUAAUGGUGGUUUACGAAUUGCAUAUGCAGCUUAUAAACGCUACUUAAAACGUCAUCAUUUACUAUCAAUUGCAUAUUUAAAACAUCAUCAACAGCAACUUUUACCUGGUCUUAAUUUAACUGAUGAACAAUUAUUUUUUAUUGGUUUUGCACAAACAUGGUGUGCAAAAACAACACCUGAAAUGGCCGAAGCAGCUUUAGUUACCGAUACACAUGCUCAUCCAAAAUAUCGUGUUAUUGGUUCUUUAUCGAAUAUGCCAGAAUUCUCGAAAGCAUUCAAAUGUCCAAAAGGAUCUCCAAUGAAUCCCGAAAAACGAUGUCAAAUAUGGUUAGAUGUAAAGAGAUGA
Messenger RNA from Rotaria sp. Silwood1, 2325 nucleotides. The record is from the annotation of a GenBank genome assembly. Lineage: Eukaryota; Metazoa; Rotifera; Eurotatoria; Philodinida; Philodinidae.